Messenger RNA from Boleophthalmus pectinirostris (great blue-spotted mudskipper), 9628 nucleotides. RefSeq names its product E3 ubiquitin-protein ligase pellino homolog 2. Gene Ontology annotation, molecular function: ubiquitin protein ligase activity; protein binding. The coding region runs from base 269 to 1555 and encodes 428 amino acids. The transcript is spliced from 7 exons. NCBI's taxonomy places the organism in Eukaryota, Metazoa, Chordata, Actinopteri, Gobiiformes, Gobiidae. The record is from RefSeq and is a predicted model, not a curated record. Gene Ontology annotation, biological process: regulation of Toll signaling pathway; protein polyubiquitination.
CGUUGUUGUACGCGAUGCUACUGAACAGAUAUGUCGCGAUAGAAAGUCCGCUUGCACAUAGACGUUUAAGCCUCGAAAAGAUGCUUAAUCACGAUGCAAAAUUAACCAAUAUACGAAAGCAACGCAUGGGACAACUUUACGCAACUAGCUGCAAACUUUAACAGCACCAACCUCACAUCACUUCCAGCAGUUAGCAUUGUUUUAUCUACUACUAUAGCCACUGCUUUAGAUUUUUUAUUUUUUUUUAUAUUUUCGUGGAGCAAGUCUGAUGAAUUCACCGAAAAAAGAAACAGACGAUGAUGUAUCCGUGAAAGAUCCGGUGAAAUAUGGCGAACUGGUCAUUCUUGGGUACAAUGGCUCCCUGCCGUGUGGGGACAGAGGGCGCAGAAAGAGUCGCUUCGCUCUUUACCGCAGAGCCAAGGCCAACGGAGUCAAACCCAGUACAGUUCACAUCCUCAACACGCCACAGGACACCAAGGCGGUGCACAGCAGGGGGCAGCACAGUAUCUCCUUCACACUCUCCAGAAACCAGACUGUGGUGGUGGAGUAUUGCCAUGACAACAACACAGACAUGUUCCAGAUCGGCCGGUCGACAGAAAGCCCCAUUGAUUUUGUUGUGACGGACACUUCAGGAGGAGGGAAAGAGAGUGAGGACCCUUCGAUCGCACCCAGCACUAUCUCACGCUUCGCCUGCAGAGUCGUUUGUGAACGAAACCCACCCUAUACCGCUCGUAUCUACGCCGCCGGGUUUGACUCCUCCAAAAACAUCUUCUUAGGGGAAAAAGCAACUAAAUGGAAAAACCCAGAUGGUCACAUGGACGGUCUGACUACAAAUGGUGUCCUGGUGAUGCAUCCCGAGGGGUUUCCUGAUGAUCCGAAGCAGGGGCUGUGGAGGGAGAUCUCAGUGUGUGGAGACGUGUACGCUCUGAGAGAGACACGGUCCGGACCCAGCCGAGGAAAACUGGCGGAGGGUGAGAGCAGUGCAUUGCGAGAUGGUUCCCUGGUGGAUCUGUGUGGGGCGACUCUUCUGUGGAGGACGGGGGAGGGGCUGCUCAGGGCUCCGACCCUCAGACACCUGGAGGCUCUGAGGCAGGAGUUGAACGCCUCCAGACCCCAGUGUCCUGUGGGGCUCAGCACACUGGCCUUCCCCAGCCUCCCACGCAGCCACAGCCUGGAGGAGCGACAGCCCUGGGUGUACCUCACAUGUGGUCACGUCCACGGGCGCCAUGAUUGGGGUCAGAGGUCAGAGGGCGAGGAUGACCCGAGGGAGAGCGACGGCUCCACAGCACGUAGAGAGUGCCCCCUGUGCCGCAGUGUGGGUCCCUACGUCCCGCUGUGGCUGGGCUGUGAACCGGCCGUGUACGUGGACGCCGGGGCUCCCACUCACGCCUUCGUCCCCUGUGGUCACGUGUGCUCGGAGAAGACGACGCGCUACUGGGCAGAUACUCCUCUCCCACACGGGACUCACGCCUUCAGACCCAUCUGCCCCUUCUGCUCCUGCGCGCUCAGCACCCCGGGGUGGACCAGACUCAUCUUCCAGGGACCCAUCGACUGAAGCCACGGAGCAAAACCACUUUCACAGCUACGCACGCCCAAGCUACAGUCAACACGAGGAUAAUGUUACACGUGAGACAAGUUCCCAUAUUAAAGCUGCUGCCUAAUAAGAUGAGAGCAUCUUUAGUUAUACCAAAAUGGGGAAAUUCUAGUGUUGCAACUCAAAGUUCAAGAACAACAGGAGAACAGGUUAUUACAAUCAAAAAUCAAGAUAAAUGAAUAUAAAAAAUAGACUUAAAGCUACCAUCUGUGAGUUCUUUUCACCCGUUCAGACUCACCUGUGCUCUCUGGUCUUCUUCUGUCAGGACAAAGCUGGCACACUGUCAGGCAGAAGUAACUUAAAUAGCAUCUAGUGGUGAGAUGUGAGAAUACAACAGGGGCAGGUCAACCAGUCUAAUUACAGAUUAUAGUUUUAAAUCUAAUGUAAAUAUAAUUAAUAGAUACUUUUAAUUUCACUUGCAUAGAAUUAAAAUAUAGACUACAACUACUAUUAUGUACAAUAGGCUCUUAUGUUAUGUAGUACAGCAUAUGGACAGAAAAAGGAGAAAACUUGAAUACCAAAGUACAGCGCAAUAUGGGAACUUUAAUCAUAUAAUCUAAUGUACAUGUGUUUUAUGGUCUGACUAUUGUCUUGAAAGUAGCUUGGGUCUUUUACAGUCCUUCUCCUGUUCAUCACUCACUGCUUAUAAUAUUCAAUACAUCCAGUAGUACUGUAUUUUACAUGAUACCAAAUCAUGAAUCUGAGUGAGUCUGCACUUUUCACACUGCAAAAAUAUACAUCUACAUGAGUUAAAAUGCUAAUCACAAAUUGAGUACUUUUGAUUUAUCUGCAUAGUUCUAGUAGCUUUUUUAGCAUUAUUUUCUUUUUAAAGGGCCUGAACAUGAUUUUUUUUAUUUAUAAUCAAGAUAAAUGCUGUUUAAAAGCUGCUAUAUAAGAAACAAAAAUAGUAAAAUUUAAUCUUUUACACAGCAUUUUCUCUGGUAAUAACUAAUACAGAAGCUAAUCAGGCAUAUUGUUGCUAAGAAUUAUGGGAAACCAACUGCCUGACACUAUCUUACACACUUGAUCACUGUCAUGGUGCAUUUUCAAGAGUGACAAAACGCACAUAGAAGGAUGAUUACUGCAUGACCAAGGGCGGCGCUUAGGGGGUGCCAAGGUCUUCAAUGUGGGUGCUCACUUAAUAUGCAAAUUUAGAGCCUUUUUUACAAUGGAGUGUACGCCCAACCCCUACCAUGUUUACUUUACUGUUUUAAAUAAGUUUAAAUGUAGUGAGCCCCUUGUAGUGAGCCCAUUUUAGGAUAUUUUUGGUCUAGGUUGAAUGUACUAUGAAAAUGGGGCAGAAAUCAUUUGGGAGGCUAUGGGGUCCAUUCUAGGGGGGCUGGUGACCCCCUGGCCCUGUACAUGAAAAGUUUAAAUUAGCUUAAACUAAAACAUGUCUCUGAUUCGUGAUUUGAAAUCAGGUGCAGGCCCUUGAAUUCUACCAUAUAUUUAGCUAUUACAGUAAAAUUACACUUGCAAUAACAUGCAUCCAAAAGCGUCCAAAUUAGUCAAAACUAAUUUAAGAUUCAUUUUAACUCAUGUAGAUUUGUUUUUGCAGUGCAUUUGGUGUUUGCCCUACAGUAAUCACACUUAAGCCUUAACCUAUUCAUUCAUUUCACCAUCACACAUUAGAAGUUUAUGAAUUGACAUCUACUAAGCAUUUCCUCAUUAUAAUGUUCAACAUACGCACUUCAAUUAUUUUCAAGAAAGCACCCACAUAUUUUCUAUAGUGUCUUUAAAUAAUCUGGUGAUAUAUAUAUAUAUAUUUGUAUAUGUUCUGGACAGUAUUAUAUUCUUAUGAUAGAUGAGAGAGAGAGAGACCAGAUUUUAAUGCUUCCAUCCAUGUACCGUUGGGAUGCUAUAAAAUAUGCAGGCUCAUCUUGUUUUAAUCUAUGCACUUGCAAUGCCCUCUUCUAAUAUUGGUUUCACUGAGAAAGCUGUAGUGAUGUGGUAACUUUAUGUGGUAGUUUUUGAGACUUUCUGGCCCUAAGAGGCAUUUAAAAUGUGCAGGUUUUCAGAGGCGAUGCAUGGACUGAACCAGGACUAAUCCCGAAAAAAUAAGAACUAAGUAAUUCACGGAGAUGGUUUCGCUGCUAGAAACUUCUUGACAGUUAUGACAUCUGUAUUUUCAUAGUACCAAACCAGAAACUUUCCAAAGUGCAGUUAAAAAUCUCAUAAAGUUUUAUUCAUCUGUUAAUGUUCUGAUCUGAUACCCAGUAAUACUAUAGAAAGUAUUGUAAUAUAAGUCUGAUACCAGUACCAAUGGGUUUUGUAUUAAACUUUACUACUAUGAAGAAUACAGCAAUCACGCUUCACCCCAACGUUAUCUGUUAUAAAAAUAAAAAAAAAAACAGUAAAUACAUUUUAAAUAAAUCUAUAUUUAUCUGAUCUAUAUCUAUAUUUGCGCAUGAUGAGUACUUUUUGUCGUAUUAGUACAUCUGUCACUACCAGGCCAGUUUAAAACACAGAGUUCACUUCAAACCGAUACUAAAAAGAUGAUUUACUGCUCAGAUUUUUUUAAAGUCCUGGUUUACAUUUUAAGUUACGAUACAUUUUAACAGUCAAUAUUAGCAGAGGGCACUGAAGCACUCAUACUGUAAGACCAUGUGUGUCUUAAAAGCUGCAGACUCAUGCCGUAGCACUAGCACUGAUGCACCACUGGGAGCACUGUAGAGCACACUGUAAAUGAAUAUUUACAUGAGUUAAAAUUACUUGAAUUCAGAAUCUUGACUACAGACAUUUUUACUAGAUUAGUUUAGAUUAAUUUGUUUAACUUGAGUUUUUAAUGUGUUAUGUUUAAGAUUUCUUUGAAGCUGCACUAUGUAACUUCUUGUCUCCAUGGAGAUGUUAUUGCUUUUCCUAAUGUUUGUUUCACAGUAUGGCAUUACAUUAUCCUGUUCAAAUGCAUUUUCACUGCUGGAAAAAUUGCCCUGUGGCGUUACUUGCUUGCGUCAUGGAGAUAGAUGUCGAUAGAUGCCUUAUUGUGGAAUAUUCCAGGCAAAGCUUUGGCAUCUUCAUGGAGACUCUUUGGUGAACCCCUCACCUGAAACGUUACAUUGUGCAUCUUUAAAAGAGAUUCAGAAUUGCAACUGUAUUGAUAACUUAAUAAGAGUGAUGUAUAUUGAGAAACAAGUCAGAAACAUAUCAAGAAAAGUGAAAUGAACUAGUCAAAAUCACUCAAAUCAUUUCUUCAGAAUUCACAUGAUUUUAACUAAUGCAAAUGUUAUUUUUAGUGUAACUCAUUGUUAGUGAGUGAUGAACAGGGACUGGUGUUAAACCGGGUCAAAACUUCAGAUCACUCCAAAGCAAUAACUGCACUCUGGUGAAUAAGCUAAUCCUGCGCUAACCCUGCGCUAACCCGCUGAACCUACACUGAGGAGUGAAGCGAUCGGCUGCAGAGGAGAGAGUUUCCGGGUUAAGGGCUCAACCAGAAGUGUGUUCAAGAAAACGCAUUAACUUUAUCAGACACUACCAACGUGUGAAGUUACCAAAGCGCUAAACCUCAAAGAGAGACCACAAAAAUAAUCACAUUUUAGUUUUGAUUUUAAAGAGGGGGUAUUUUUGUGAUUGCUCAAACAUGCGUAAAUGAUUCUGAAAACCGCUUCAGGCUUGUGUUUGAGGGAACAUUAAUAUUUGGUAGAAAGCUUGAAAAGUUUAUUUAGAGUAAUACUCCCUCUUGCCAAUGCCAAUGUUUAUGUAGUAUUUGAACUCACACUUUGACUAUUCUACAAUACUCAGUCACUCCUCAUUCAUAGUACUUGGUGCUUGUAAACUACUUCUGGAGCCACAGGUGCCAUGGGGCACACUGACCAAAACAUGGCUGCUAAUAACAUCUAUGACCUCACUAACCGUCAUCAGUCUUUACAUCUCACUUGUGGAAAAAUGAAUUCAAAAUAUUUUAUUUUUGACAAAAUUAAAUGACUUAUUUUAUAACCUUUUUGACUAAAUGUGGUAUUUAAACUUGAAAUAAGUAUCUGCCUACAUUGUAACAUGCAAUAAUCACAUAUAUCCAGGCUUUCUAACCCAAACCUUAACCUUACAAAUUACUACAAUGUUAUUAUAUGUAACAUGUACUGUAAAAGAAACUUUAAAUAAUAAAAGCCAUGAGUAUUUAAACCAAACAAACUAGGUUACAUUAAAGAGACUAAACUAGUUAAUUUUACUCAAAUUUAAUAUUUUUGUAGUUCAGGCAAGGUGUAUGAAGUGCCUUGCCCAAGGACGCAAGAACAGUAUGCAACACUACCCUCUAGUGGUAUGUUCGAAGUGAUGGUUUAGGUCUCAUCUUUACUAGAACAUUAGAGCCACAGUUAAAAGUCCAUUCAUAAAUUCAUUGUUCAGAUUGCUUUGAACACACUUCUGGUUCCGGAAAUAAACAGGGUCUGUGUUCUGCGAUCGUUUGACCGAAGUGUAACCUCAACAGAAACUUACUUUUUCUGUUUUCAAAAAAGACUAUUUUGUUAGGGAUUUUAUUGUGGGAUGGGUUUAUUUUGAGGGGCAAAUGGGUGGGUCCUUUUAGAUGUUUUAGUGUUAUAAAUACUAUUUUUCUAACUGAUUAUUGCUUUAGUUUCCUGUUGUUUUCUGUAUGAUAUUAUUGUGUGGUAGAAGUAGGAGAGUUUGUGAGUGAGUUGCCAACACUGUGUCAGACACUUGUUCACUGCCUGCUGCUGAUAUCGGCAUCUUUGAACUGAUUUGGCAAAUCAGGAAAAAAAAAAGACACUGAUACAAAUUUCUCUAGUUCUCCAAAUUUAAGGACUAAACCAGGCCUAAAUCAGGACUAAACUGAGACUAAACGAGGACUACUGCAGUCUAAAGCGGAACUCAAGUGAUUUAUGCAGAUUUCUGGGGCACACAUUUUGAGGAAGAUAUGAUGUUGGUUCCUUAAAAUAUUCUUCAUUUUAGUAAGUCCUGAAUGAAAUAGUUUAUGGUUUUUGAGUCUUGACACCAUAUACAAAAAUAAUAAGAAAUCAACCCAUUCUUAAAAUAAUCAGUUUAUAAUCAUUAAUUCAUAGAGUUGCCAAAAACUGUUACAGAAAUUGUGGAUUCAUGGGUUUAUAUUUACAAAAAUGUUUAAAGAGAGAGAGAUACUUUAUUGAUCCUGAGGGAAAUCCAAGUUUUGCUGCAGCAACAUUUACAUUGCACUUCUCAGUCACCUUUGUGUUUCAGUCAAAGGUCUCAGGUCAGUUUAACGGGAGGACUGGUCAGGGAGGGUCAGCAGAUCUGCGUCAGGGCACUUUGAGGAGAGGAAGAGCCAAAAAUGUCCCUCCUCUUUGUCCUGCAGCAUCACAGCAGCCUCCAGGUGGCGCCAGGUGAACAUGAAGUAAAAGGAAACCUAGUUAUUACUCUGAUCUUGGUUUUCAUUUGAUGAUGAAAUGGACCAUUCCCUAAAAGUAUUUCAUCUGGAAGGUCUUCUGCCACAUUUGCUGCAACAUACGGAUACCUAGUUUAUUACACAAUCCAAAUCUGUACUAUGUAACUUCUUCGGGGUGUCCUUUUAACAUUGAGAAUAGUUUUACAGCUUCUCAUAUUUCUCAACGAUGCCAAUAUUAGCAGUGGGCACUAUAACAUACUGCUACCAGAAACAUUGCUCUGGCAUUGAAUGUAGCCAAAUAUUACGGGCUAUGUGACUUAGCCUUCCCCUGGUGCUCGGAGUGAAUCGUGAUUUACUAUUUUUGUAACUGAAUAUUAUGGUGAAGAUCUAGUGCUUGAACAGUCCAAUAACUAUCAGUAGCCUCGUGUACGAAGAUGUUACAAAACACUGCAGAAAAUAAUUGAAAUGGGUUAAAAUGACUUGAAUUUAGAAUAUUGAGUUUUGACAACUUAAAAAAUUUUGAGUUAAUCUACCUACUUAGUUUUCUUAAAUUAAGCGCUAGUUUCAUAAAAUAAUUUGGAAGACUAAGAAUUAAUCCCCAUCCUACCCUGGCAGUUACAAUUUAUAUAAAGUUAAAUUAGUAAAAAUAAAGUUAAAUUGGUCAAAAAAUAUAAUAAAUUCAAGUCAUUUUAACCUGUGUUUUUGUAGUGUCCAAUAAUAAUCAAUAGCCUCAUGUAUGGAAGUUACGCACUCACUGAAUUUGCAUGUGCUUCACUAACACACAAAACGCUUUGGGUAUUUCACGGUGCUUUGCCAAAUUGUGCUUAAAAUUUUACAAGUAUUCAGUUUCGUAUUUUAAUUUCCUGAAGAAUUUGUGUGUUUCGGAGGAGAUAUACAAUUAAGAAAAAGUAAAGCGGGAAUUUUAAGCACCGUGGUAAAUGUUUUGUGAGUGAAAUUUAUAAUGCAUACACAGUAUUCUUACUAACAAGACAAGCGCACCUAUUUUACAUUUAGGCAAAACACCACACAACGUACACUGCAACAAAACGACAUCUACAUAAGCAAAAAUGACUUGAAUUCAGAAUAAGAAUUUUGAUUUGAGCUGUUGUGACUAGUUUGAGUAAAUUAUGAUUUUUACACAUACUUUUUUUUACUUAUUUCACGGUAUUUCAAACGCUAAUUGUACAUAAUAUUGAACAAAACAUACGAUUUUUGCUUUUUUAUUUGUGUAGCUUUUAUAUUUUUUUUCAGACAUUGAAUUUGAAUCCACAAAAUGUAAUGAAACCGUAAAAUUUAUUGUUUCAAGACCUGCAAUUCCGACUGGAAGACAAAAACUGGUUCUCAACAUAAAACCAAAACUUGUCCGUAUCAAUUAUGCAAACGAAAUAUUCAGAUUUCAAGUCAUUUUAUUGUGUGUAGAUCUAUAUUUUUUGCCGUGUAUAGCCUGCUUGAUCACUUGCUAGCCUAAAUUGAAUCUUCACUGCUCAAAACAGUAUUGAAAGAAGCAUGAAUGAUGGUUAUGUAAUGGUAAACAUAGCUCAGGUUUUAAAGAUGGGAAAUUAACAAUGCAUUCAGUAUUUCCACAGGUCUAAAACAUUUCAACUGAAGAGGAAAUGUCUCUUUAAGCAGGUUCAAAACUGUGGUAUUAGCCGCCAUAUUGUUUCUGUCACUAUUGGCAUGUGGAUGGAGGAUACUGCAAAAAAUGAAUAUGUAAAUGAGUUAAAAUUAUUUGAAAUUAAUAAUCCGUAUCUGUUUUCUCAUUUUACUUGUUCAAAAUUACAAACACUCAAAAGGGGCACUAAGUAACUUCUAAGGUGGAGCGUCCUCUACUUGCUUGUCUCCAUGGAGAUGUUAUUUCUUUGCCUGGUUCCAUAACAGGACAUUAAUAUAUCAACAAAAUUAAUAUAUCUCUCUUGUUUUGAUGUUUUAUAGCUCAAAAAUACCUUAAAAACAUGAAUUCUUAACAUUUGCAGGCUUGUUUCUCCAUAGAUCUGACCAUUAAACUCUGUCCAUUGUGUAAGUUUAUUUACAUAUUGUGGAAUAAUCAAUAAUAAUCAAUAAUCACUAAUCAAGGCAAAAACAGUACUAUCUCCAUGGAAACAAGCAAGUGGUGGACCCUGAACCUGAAAAGUUACACAGUGCACAUUUUAAGUUUAAUGCUAUGUUAUUCCCAUUUACAAUGAAUCUACACUUUUAAGUAGAUUAUCUUAAUUUCAUCAAAAUUGUCUGGAUUGCAAAAAAAAAAUCUUACCUUGCUGGCAGAAAAAUUUAUUUAAACAAUUUAAAUAAUCAAGUAAACCAAUCAAAACUACUCAAAUUAUAACUGAUAUUUUCUAUUAAUUUUAACUCAUGAGGUAUUCUUUUUUGACAUGGGACUGUUGCAUCUUGUACAAUGUUUUAAUUACUUAUUUUUUUUUAUCUCCUUUUUCAACCUUGUGCCCAAAUAUAGAUUGAUUUACUUUCAUUUUUCUAAAUAUUUAGUUGUAUAAAAUGGUUUUACUAUAAUGUUGUGUUGCUUUUACCACUAAUGAAAUAUCUCUACAUUUAUUCCUAACCCAAACUUUCUCAUCUCAAAGUCAGUGUCAAGUCUCAUAUAUUAUAAAUGGAUUCCUUUCGAUGUUUUGUAUACCACUAUUUUGUAUCAUUUUGCCUCAUAUUCUUGUGAUAUUAUUCGGUGCACAGACAAUCUGCUAUACACAUGUCAAUAAACCUGUUGAAAGUUGAAA